GAUGGAUGGAUUGAUGGAAAAACAAUGAUGAACUGAUGUUGAAACGAGCAACAGAAUGAUGAAUGGACGGAUGGAUAAAACAAUGGAUGGAUGGAGUGAUAGAACAAUGGUGGGAUGGAUGGAUCAAUAAAACAAUGGAUGGGAAGAAAAACAGAUAGAAUGAUAGCUGGAUGGAUGGAUGGAUAAAUACAAAAAGAAAUGGUUGUCACUCGGUAACCAGAAUGAAAAAUGGUCCAAAAACUACUUUUUCUUAUAAAUUGUCACAUUACUGCAAUUUCACUGGAACAGUGCUGAUACAUUCAUAUUUAAUUAAUAUUUAUGAAACUAUGAUGUAAAAAUGUAUCAAUUAAUAACAGAUCUAAUUAACCCUGAAGGAUACAGAGGACAACUCUUUUCUUUCCAGCAGAGCAUGAUGUAGUUAACACAUGUUAAUAUAAGUGUCUGUGAAAACCAAGCUAGUCACUUACUGUUCUCUGCAUCAUCCUUCACAUUCAUAAUCUUGAUGUCUUUAAUAUUGACUAAGACCAUGUCAAAGAUGGAAAUCAUAGUGAAAUUAACGGCUGAAAUCAAACUUUGACGCUUGUUAUCUCGUAAUUAGAUUUUUUGAGACUUUUUUUAAAGCUGACAGUAAAAAAAUAAAAGGUUUUGAAGUGUAUUGACAAAGUGUAUUAUCAAAAUAUCCUAGAGCACACUUCAUAUAUGGCAUGUAAACAAAACAAGCAGUGGUUGGACAUUUUACUAGAUGGUCAGACAGUCACUUCCUGUUUGAAUGGGCGGUUCUUAGCCAAUCAUGUAAGCAUCCUUGCUGUCUAUGGGAGGGUCGUCAGAGAGCUCUCGGAAUGCAUCAAAAAUAUCUUAAUUUGUCUUACAGGUUUGGAACAACGUGAGUAAUAAAUAACAAUUCUUUAUUUUGGGUGAGCUGACUGUUUAAAGCGCUUCUGGCCCUUCAGCGAUAGAUUUUCAUUGAAUAAACUUUGAUUCUUCUAGAAAAACAACAAUAAGUCGUCACGCCUAGACUUGACUCAGAAUGUCUCAAUGUCUGUGAGGUCAGGAUCGGGAAGCAGGAAUUUCUACAUGUCUACAGCACUUGUGUAACGCCGGUCCGCCUGUAAAUACACGUCCCAGAGCGAGAGACCGCUGUCAUUACAAAUCUGUAAGGGCUUAGCAAAGCCUAUGGGGAACAGGAAACCAGCAGCAGACACAAUGACAUGGGAUUAGUAACGAGUGAAGCCCCCAAACGUGACGUCGACACGACAGAAACCAGCCGUGCCCUUCCCAGCUUUCACAGGAACAUGAUGAAAGCCGGAGUGAAACAGCUCAGGUGAACCUCCUCAGUAUCUGAGAUCACACAGAAGUUACGUCGCCAGGUGUGACAUCACCACAGACCAAACAAACGCCGAGCUUUAGGGAGGGUCAGACUCCAUCUGCACCUGCGCGAGCUUCACCUGUUUGACGAUCUCUGGACUUUAACACUCGGGAUCUACGACCGACUCUGCACUGCAGAAGCAGAGCUCAAAAACGAGACAAAACUGUAAAGAUCUCUUGGGUUACGAAACUCCUCUAACGUUUGUUGGCUUCAGUCCUCAGAUGUUCAGAUGUGGGCGUGAAACACCUGCACACCUUUCAAGAACCAAUCUUUCUGCCACCAUCUGACGCUGUCGCACUACUGAAGUCUUAAGAUGCCCUUGAGGACGUCGUUACUCCGCAAGCCCACGUCUGGACGCUGGCAGAGGAGGCUAUCGAACCGAAAACAGGUUUUGUCGGUCAACAUGAUCAGCCUUCCCCUGGGUGAUUUCCGUCACCUGUCUCACAUCGGCACGAGCGGACACAUGGACAGUUUCGGAGACCUGUCGUUCCUGAAGGAGGGCCACAGUCUCCUGCUGCAGAGCUCCAAGAGCGAGCAGAACCUGUUCCUCCCGCCGCCUCCCAAACCGCCCCGAGUCAACGUGGACGAAGCCGGCCAGUGCAGCCCGAUCUGGGAGCAUGCACCGAACAAUCAGAGGCAGAAGUGUAGCUCACUUCCCCUCCUGGACACGGAAGAAGACGAGGACACGUGUUCACACCCGGAGACGACAGGCAUCAGCUGGAGUCCUGCUCGCGGAAGCCUGAGCUCCGGACGGGAUUCGACCCAAACCAACCCAGAGGAAACACAGCCGGACCAAACGGACUCAGCGUUCACGUUCAGUCUGGAUCUGGGACCCUCUAUACUGGACUCUGUGCUGCAAGUGAUGGAUAAAGUCCAUCAAUCGUGAACUGGAAACUAGGGCUGUCAAAUAAAAACUCUAAUUUUGAUAUUUGUCGAACAACAGAAAAAAAAUCCACAUUAGAAUACAAAAACGUUGGAUAGGGGCGGUAUCGUAUCGUUUCGCAGUAUCGUAUCGUUCGCGAUAUACCGGUAGAAUUAGGAUAAGAAUUAAGGUCCUUGCACACAUUUUCGUUUUUGUGUAUCCGUCAUCAUUUCCAAUAAAAAUCUGGUAACGGAUACAAAUAAACCUUCUCUUUUUAUGAUGGAUGAACGUUUCGGAGGAAGUGUGUAAACGUAACUGACACAACGUGAGGUUUGUGUUUGUGAAAAUUGCGAUUGACUUGGGAUCGUCUUCCCGCGAUAAUAACGAUACAGCCUAGUUGUUGACAAAUUAUUGUGUGCGACCGUACGUCGGCGGAAGGUGGACGUGAAACGAUACAAGAUAUCGCUAAACGAGGAGCUCCUUCUACAGUGUGGAACUGGUUUGUUCAGAGCUGUACAGUGCGACAUAAAUCAGUCUAAGCUUUGAAUAAAUGUACUACAGUAGCACAGUUUUGCAUGUGCAUGAGCUUGUUUACAAACCUGUUGACCAAAUAUAUAAUUUAUUGAUAUGCUUUUUCUCUUAAUUGAGUGUUUGAAAUAACUUUGUGACGAGAUGGGGUUUUAUCUAACAGAAUGAGGCAAAAAUCAUAAGAUUUUAUAUUAUUAUAUACAGUGAAUCAAAUCAUUAGUGAUCCAGCUUCACCUACAGAACAAGUGAAUAUAAGGUGUUUUUCUUUCGGGAAUCUUUGCAAAUUGACUUUACUAAUAAUGUGCUAGUUAGCAUGUUCCGUGGCUAAAGUUAAAAGUCUCUUAAGAACGGCUCGUCACUCCACAAAAGACUUAAAAAACGAAACAUCCCACUUCAUCUGCAGUUUGUAAAGUGCCCCUAUUAUGGGUUAUAAAAAAGGUUCAUAUUUGGUUUUGAGAGUCCCCAACAACAUGUCAAGGUCAAAAAACAAUUACAUUGUCUUAUAAUAUGCAUUUAUUUGUAUCAUUUUUGCUCAACGAUUCCCAAACGAUUCACGCAACGAUUCAUUUUUUCAAACCCCUCCUUUGCGUGAGGCUAAUCUGCGGGGAUUGGUAACUUACUCACAUUUCACUGCUGGUUAUAUAUAUGCUCUAUAUAAUCGUGUAUGUGGCGAAAAACAAUCUUGAAUCUUGAUAAAGCAGCGUUUGUGAGCACAGUGAUGCUUAGUUACUGGGGAAACAGCUAUUUUUACUGCUACAAAAGCGCCACCUAGUGGUAAAAAGGGAAUUUACAUUUUCACUCAUACCAAUGUGAAAACUGACUGAUGGUUUUUGACGUAAACAUGAAACACCUUGGAUUUCAUUUUAAAAACUUUUUUCAAAUUUUUUUUUUUGAGAGACUAUGAAUAACUUUAUACACGGUUCACUUUCAGAUUUAAAACUGUGCAGGGUGUUUUCAUUCACUUAGAGCUGUGUUAUAUAGUUAUGGGGUAUAUUAAACUAAAAAGUACUUUUUGCGAUUGGUUUUACUUUUUAUUAAUACGUACAUGAUGCUGUUUUGUUUACAAUAGUUAAAGCAACUUAAUUAAUUAUAUUUGGUUUAUACACAUUACUUUAAACACUAUGCACUUUGUUUCAAAAACAGUUGCGUUGUUUUAUAACUUCAAAUAAAUGUGGGUUAGUAAUAUUUUGCGUGAAGCGCCCUCUUGUGGCCUUUUCCCCUCUAACUGAAAUUAUGCCUUUUAUAUUCAAAUAUAAUUCAAAUACUGAUAAUACUUAAGUACAAAACUUGAAUUUAGGUUAAUUUAGCUAAUUUGACAGCCCUGCUGGAAACGGCCUGGAACUCGCUGCAGGAAGCUUGACAGAAAAGCAGCAGUGUUUCUGAUCCAACAUCUGAACUCUGGACAAUAAUAACAACACUCAAAACAUUGCUCAACAGGACAUUUCUUCCUGGAAAUGCAUUGAGACCAGCUUUUUGCUGUCCAAACCCCACACCCUUUUUUAAGAAAUACCCCCUUCGAAUGUAGUCUGUUAUAUAACGUUGUGUAACAGUCUGACUGUCCACCAUCAGAUAUUUCACUAGUAAAUGAUUGCUGGAGUCAAGUU
This is a messenger RNA of Carassius auratus (goldfish), 4360 nucleotides long. Its product is annotated as cdc42 effector protein 3. The transcript has 3 exons. Gene Ontology annotation, molecular function: small GTPase binding. The record is from RefSeq and is a predicted model, not a curated record. Gene Ontology annotation, cellular component: cytoskeleton; plasma membrane; cytoplasm. The coding region runs from base 1680 to 2252 and encodes 190 amino acids. Gene Ontology annotation, biological process: positive regulation of actin filament polymerization; Rho protein signal transduction; regulation of cell shape. Lineage: Eukaryota; Metazoa; Chordata; Actinopteri; Cypriniformes; Cyprinidae.